Molecule: messenger RNA, 2893 nt
Organism: Aspergillus pseudotamarii
Lineage: Eukaryota; Fungi; Ascomycota; Eurotiomycetes; Eurotiales; Aspergillaceae
Exons: 2
Coding region: 287-2704 (805 amino acids)
Source: RefSeq, a predicted model, not a curated record
UGCCUCAUUCGUUGAACGUGGUCACUUGCAAUACCUUCUGCCUGCACGGCGAUUUGUACAUUUACUACACUCCGAUCCCCGUUGCGACAAUACCGCCCUUCGAUGCAAUUCAUGGGCGCCCUCUCGCACAUGUUUUGAUACCCUUUGACCUGGGUCUAUAGUAUAUGGAGGAGCUGGUCUCCCUCACUAACAGCAAUUACGAUCCACACCCGAUUGGGGGAGAUGUGCAUCUCUCCAGGACUCUCCCUUGUCUUGGACCUUUAGUCACCUUUGGUUACUUUUGACCAUGUCUCCUCUUUCUCUCGAGACACCAAACAAUCAUCGAGAUGGUGAACAUGUCUUGCUGCCGCAUUCCGCCAGUUACAACCACCUUCCCGAUCUCGUCGUUUCGGAAUCCGCCUCUCCCACUCUCCGGAGGACAUUCUCAGACCUGACCUACCCGAAGGAUUCCACAUCCCCGUCCAAGGAGGAUGUCGCAGCGGGGAAAGACAUCCUAAGGCGAACCUCCCUCCGGAACAAGGACAAAUCGACCAUUACGGUCUCUCGAUUUAGUGUUUCUACCGAAGAUGUGACCGAUCCUGCUAGCACGGAGCUCUCCGGAGCUCCCCCGAAAGCCCCAGAGACGACGAAAGUCCCGGAGACAAAGGCUCCAGAGCCUGUGGCGCGGCCCUCUAAAGCCCGCUCUAUGUCCGGAAGAUUGGUCAACCUCGCCCGCAAACCAUGGAAGUCAAGCACCCCUAGCAGAUCUCCUUCUCCGCCGCCCGGUAAGGGCUCGAGGGGGCGGACAUUGCGUGCAGAGGAACAGUCCCCAUCAAACUCGCCUGCAUCACAAUCCAAGGGUCUCACUCCGCUGGACACAGUAACAGAAUUCGAUCCCGCUGUUCCUACGCGCAAGCGAACAAUCUUGAACAAACGGCCUCGGCGGCCGAUGGUAGCGGUGGUAGCACAAAGCCAAGCGGAUAGUCCCACGACCCCCAAUAGUAAUGCUCCAUCGCCUUUCACGCUAACGGCUAAGAACUCGUUGGAAAAGCUUACAUCGUCGCUCAAUGUGACAACUCCGGUCCUUCCCCCAAUGCCUAAGACAGCGGUUGCUUCUGCCGGCAUAGACUUCCCUCGUAAGAAGGAUGAACUCUGGGGUGUUUUUCGUGGCCUCGAGGCCGACUUUCAAAAAUUUCAAUCCAAAUCCAGUGCCUUGAAGGCCAACGUCAUCCGCUCUUCACUUCUACCUUUCCUCAACCGUAAUCAUUCUCACCCGUCUUAUAAGUCAUUGAGGCCGGAAGACCUGGAUCGUCGAGUUAAUAUCCUCAACAAGUGGUGGAUAGGAUUGUUGGAGAUGCUCAAUGGGAAGCACAAUCAAUCUAUAUCAGGCACUGACAGGCCUGUGUAUCUAGAAGCUGUUGUCGGAAUCAUGACUCGGCCUGAAUGGAGGAUCCCCUUUCCAUCGCUGCCAUCCGAUGAAAAUUCGCCGAAGCCCCUACAACAUGCUGCAACCUCGAUCUCAGAAAGUUCAGAGGGCUCGUCCGGAAGCUCAGAUUUUCUUGUCGAAUCGAUUCAUCAUAACAUAAGGAACAUUUUCACGCAAAAUUUACUGUCUCAGAUGGCCUUUGUGGUAGAACGGAUGUCCAUGAGACACGCUCCGGCUAGCUUGGUGGCCUUUUGCGGAAAAGCUUGUGCCUAUGCGUUUUUCUUUUGCCCAGGAGUGUCAGACAUUCUUGUUCGGCUGUGGAACACGCCGCCCAACAUCUUCCGACGGGUUCUUGCCCAGUCGAAUGUAGAUGGCAGUGGCAGUACGCGCGCAUUAUCCUUCCAUGGCCACACGCCAUUAGUUCGCUAUCUCCGCCGAAAGCCCGAUGUUCCUUUAAGCACGGCUCAGAUUCGGUGGCAGAGCCCUUGGGUUUCACGGUGGAGUGGCCGUGAUAGCGACUUGUUCUUUGUAUUUGUUAAAUACAUACACAUCCUCUACGCUGAUGCGUUGCCUGCAGACAUCGAUAAAGACAAGCGUGUCUUGGCGCCAGGCUUAUUGCCAAUACACGCACAACUUCUUGUCGUUCUGGAGGACACACUUUAUAAACAGUCAGUCCCCCAGGCGCCAACAAACUCACAUACUGCUGCCGCAAUCACGUUCGAUGAUUUCAUCGAAGGUGCUGAUACUUCGGUCUCGGCUCUCCCUUUGGGAGCUGCAAACAGUCAUCGAUCGAUGGCCGAAAACCGUUUAAUUAUAUUAUUACGCGAUUUUCUCUCUGAAUCUUCCGUUGAGCCAAAUCAUGCCCGACUGUUAUAUGCCGAGUCAUUUGCUAUGGUAAUGAAAACUGCCGCUGGAAAGACUUCGUUGUUCGAUCAUAAUGCCUGCUUUCUACUUUGCGACUUCGUUGAAGAAGUCAUUCCCAUAAUAACACGAUAUUCCCAGUCGGUGAAGUCGGACUUGUUUGACUGGAAAUUCUGGCUUGAAGUUUGCGAUCGAAUGAUGCAAAGCCAUAACUCUCUCACUGAAGUCCGCGUGUUUUCCUUUCUCUUCUGCGUUUGGAACACAUGGACCGCUUCGGAGGAGAGGAAGGCAGACCUUUGCCUGGAGUUCCUUCUGAAAGAGUCGUUAUUUUAUCACUACUUCUGCCACUGGAGUCCUAUGGUUCGUGCCUACUUUCAUCGUCUUCUUUGUUGGAGAUUGGGUAGAUUUAAUGGUGACCCGUCACCACUCGACACGUAAGUGCAUAGAUUCUCAGGGAUGUCGAUGUGAGAAGGGAAUGAUACUAAUCAAGCUGAUGUAGAACAAUUUAUGAAGUGCUCGGGAGCCGAUUACAAAGCCUUUGGGAAUAUUACCUGAAAUUUCAAGCAAAAGCUGAAAAGGAACUUACGGUACCGCUAUCUUCAGCGCCCUGUACGCCAGCACCCGGGC